Molecule: messenger RNA, 1986 nt
Organism: Paramecium pentaurelia
Lineage: Eukaryota; Ciliophora; Oligohymenophorea; Peniculida; Parameciidae
Source: the annotation of a GenBank genome assembly
AUGCUUAAUAGUUCACUCUCUCCUCCUUUUCAAAAUACAUCCCCUUAAAAAGCUUUAGCUGUUCAAAUACCUUCUGCAAAUAUUUCAGCCAAAUAAAAAAUCCAUGUUUCAAAUUUGCCUCUUAAUGUUGCUGCUCAUCAAUUACAAUAAGCAUUUUAAAGUUUUGGAAAUAUCAUCGAUAUUAGAAUAAUUAGAAAAACUCCUACUGGUAAUGCAUUAAAGUAAUUGUAGGACUUCCAUUACAUUUAUCAUGUUAUGCAUUUAUUACUUUUGCUGAAAAUGAAUCAGCUGAAAAAGCAAUUUAAAAUGGGAGUUUAGGAGAUUGGACUGUAAAACCUUAAAUUGAUAAAUAAAUGAUCAUUAAAUAAAGAUCUAGAUCAAGAUCAAGAUCAAGAUCAUAAGAGAAACAUAGAUAAGUGUUAACAAGCGGUCAUAUUACUCCCUUAGAACCAUGCCCAAAAAUUCAAAUCCAACUUUAUGUUAGGGAAUUAUUUGUUAAUGGAAUUUCAAAGAACUAUGAUGAACCACAAAUAAGAUAGGUAUUACAAUGUGAAAAUUAUAGAUAUUCUCAUAAUUUGGUUAUAUAGAAAGGAUUGAUCUGUAUCCUAAUAAGCAUAAUAUAUUUAACAGUUAUAUAAAAUUUUUUACUGUAUAAACUUUUUUUUAUUUGAAUUUAGAUAGAUUAAGCAAUUUAUGCUUUUUAAAAUAUGGAUAAUAUUUAGUAAUAAUUUUCUACACCAAUUAAAAUAUAUUUUUCUGACCCUAUCAAAAGACACAAUAUUGUUGGAAAUAAGUAAAUACAAUUUUAUAGCAUUUUUUUAGUUUAUAAAAUGAAUAAUAAUCUAAACUUUCAUCCGUAUUAUUUAUAUUUUUUCCUCCUAAUUUAAAUAAAAAAGUCGAUCAUGCAUUUUUAUUUGAAGUAAUUUUUCAAAAUCAUAUUAUGUCAGAUUUGUUAAAAUAAUAAAUGUCGUCCUCUCCUUUGGAAUUACUAUCAAUAAGAUUCUAAUUAUAAAUCCUAUACUCUUCUUUAAUUUAAAGAUACACAAUAGGCAAUAUAAAUGAGAACAUACUUAUAAUAAAAUGCAGCAGAACUUCUUGGAGAUCCAAAAUGUGAAGUGGGUAUAGUAUCAAUUCCUACACAACAAUAAUUUUAAAAUUAAUUUUAACCUUAACCACCUAUAAUGAUAUAAUAAUAAUAACAAUUUGUAAAUAACAUACUGAAAUCCCAAUAAAUCCCUCCAUAAUAAAUUCAGUUACCAUAUUAAAUACCACCAUAUCAAUUAUAUUAAUAGCCAAUUAUGCAUUAAUAAAUUCAUCAUCAAAAUAACAAUUAUAUUUAAAAUAAUUAAAAAAAACCCUAAUAAUAAUUAUUUCCAGAUCCAAAAUAAUUAUAUCAGAAUUAAAAUCAGAUUUCAAAUGAAACUAAAAUUUAAUCAAACAUUCAUUUAUAAUAAUAAUCUACUUAAAUUUAAUAAAAUGGUAAUUAAGAAAUAUUAGAUGGAUUUCUAAAUUUCUCAUAAAUAUAAUAGAGAUAAGAUUUAAAUGAUUUUUGGAGUGGUUUCAUGUAUAGAAGUAAAAGUCAUAGAGUAGGAGUAGAUGCUUUUUGUGUAGAAUCAGAUGUAUCAUUUAUUUUAUCUUAUAUAUAUAGCCUCCUAUAUAAAUGAGUCCAUAAAUAUAAGUAAAUUAUAAGGGGAAUUAUUCUGAUGCCAAGAAAUGCGCUAAUGAAUCAUUUAAAUUCAUUUUAUGUCCUUCUGAUUAAACAUAGGUAGUUUGAAUAUAUUAUAUAAAUAGAAUAGUGCUUUUUAAGAAUAUAUUGAUUAUUUUCUUGAAAAAAAUAAAAUUGGAGUGGCUUAAUUAGGGAAUGGUAUAUUAUAUUUGUUACCACCUUGUGAAAUAACAAAUUCAAUUAAGACUAUAUCAGGAUUAGAAUUGUUAGCAAUAUUUUCUGAAGAAAAAAAGAAAUCAUUAAAUUAUAGCAUAGAUUGA